UUUUCUCGGAGCACGACAUGUGAUCGGAAAUGAAGGUUUCUAACGGAACUCUAAAGCCAGGCCUCAGAAUCGUCUUCAUCUGGGCAUUUUGGCACUGAGACAAACAGGUAUCCAUUACUGUAUUGAUUGAGAGAUCUAGAGGGAGACGACUCUCAAGCUAUCAGACAAUUUCCUCUUAAGAUUAACGCCAAAGGCAAAGUCUUUUUCAAUGGCAGUGAAGGCUAAUAGUUUGAUUACAAAAACAGCCUUCACAUGGCCGAGCAAAUGAUGAUUGGAAAAAAUGAAGGCAGGCUAAGGUUUGAAUUGGUACCAAGUCAGCGCGUCGUUGAAUUGAGUUGGAGAGAGCAUUCCCCCAUUUUUGAAGGAGUUCCUGAAAAUUCGUUCCAGAUGGAGGCGAUUCUGGGGCCUGAUUCACAGCCAUUUCAAACCUUUAUUUCCGAUCACUGGUCCAACUCUGAGGAGAAACGAUCCGAGGCUGAGUGGAUGUUCAACAUGAUGAAGCAAAAGGAUCCAGAGUCCAUUGCUCUUAAGCUUGUUGACUAUCUUGGCCCUUCCCAUGACAUUUAUUACCGUGAAAGGUGUGCUGGACUCCUUCGCAAGUUGCUUAAUGAUAAUGACUUGUGCACUUGGCAUAAUCUAAGUGUCUCCACUCAAUCUAUCAUCAAAUCUAUGAUCGUUGAUCGUUUCUCCGUUGAAGAACCAGGAUUCAUCAUUCAAGAGCUCCUUAUAACUGUUUGGACGCUUAUUGAUUCAGUUCGUGCAGAUAAAACCUGGCCUGAAUUAUUGCCACCCCUGUACCAAUGUGUCACUAAUUCCAGUUUAGACCCGUACUUAAAAGGGGCAGCUUGCAUAAUAUUUGCGAUUCUAUCUAAGGACAUAGGCGAAACAACAGUACCUUGCGUAAAAGAUUUGCACAAGCUAUUCCUUAAUACACUGAAUGAUGAUACCCUCCACCUCCAAGUGAGGAUCACUGCCGCAAGAGCUGUGAUCACCUUUAUUCAGAGCGUACCGAGUUCUAAUGAAAAAGAGCGGUUUCAAGAAUUAUUGCCAGGUAUGAUGAAGGCUUUGACUGACACAUUGAACAACAAGAGGAGGGAGGAUGCAGCAGAGCAGGUGCUGUUAUUUCUUAUAAAGUUGGCGAAGAAUGAACCUAGGUUCUUGAGGAGGCAGCUAGUGGAUGUGGUGGGUACCAUGUUUGACAUAGCAGAGGAUAAGAGUUUGGAAGAAAGGACAAGGCACUUGGCAAUUGAGUUCGUAUUAGCUUUGGUUGAGGCUAGGGAGAAGGCCCCUGGUAUGAUGAAGAAGCUGCCUUUGUUUACUACCACUUGUUUUGCAGUGUUGUUGAAUUUGUUGCUGGAUAUUAAGGACAAGCCUAGCUGGCAUAGUUCGGAGAUCUGGAAUGACCAGGCAGGGGUUACUGAUAACUACAUUUAUGGUCGGGAGUGUUUAAGCCGGUUUUCUAAAGCAUUAGGUGGCAAGACUAUAGCUCCUAUUGCACUAGAGCAGCUGGAUGCUUAUUUGAUAGUCCCUGAGUGGGAGAAACGGCACGCAGCUCUCAUUGCACUUUCUCAGAUAGCUGAAGGAAGCUCAAAGGUGAUGAUGAAGUAUUUGGAGCAAAUAGUGUAUAUGGUUCUGCAUGCUUUCCAAGAUCCUCAUCCUCGAGUCAGAUGGGCUGCUAUUAAUGCAGUUGCGCAGUUCUCAAUUGACUUCUGUCCACAUUUGCAAGUACAAUACCAUAACUUAGUAUUGCCUGCAUUAGCUGCAGCUAUGGAUGAUUUUCAACAUCCUCGAGUGCAGGCACAUGCAGCUUUAGCUGUCUCGGAUUUCUGUAAAUCUAACAAGCCAGAAACUUUGGUACGCUACUUAAAUAGAAUACUCAACAAACAGCUUGUACUUUUACAGAACGACAACGAAAUGGUUCAAAGAGCAGCAUUAAAGGCAUUGUCUGGUAUUGCUGAUUUAUCUAAGGAGCAAUUCCGAGAGUACUAUGAUUUUGUAAUGCCAUAUUUGAAAACUAUCCGGGUAAAUGCAAAUGAUAAAUCUAAUCACAAGCUUCAAGUCAGAGCCUUCGAGUGCAUAAGCCUGGUUGCAUUGGCUGUAGGCAAAGAGAAAUUCAGAGAUGACUUAGAGCAGGUUAUGGAAGUGCUCAAGUCAUUUCAAAAAUCACAAGUGAGAGAGUCUGAUACUAUUGUUUAUAUUCUACAGGCAUGUAACCGAAUUUGUCAGUGCAUAGGAAAGGAUUUUCUUCCUCACAUGAGUACAGUCAUGCCCUCUUUAGUUGAAUGUGCUCAAUUUGAGCCCGAUAAGACUGUAUCGACUGAUAAAUUGUAUGAUAGUAUACACAAAGUCAAGUUUGGGAAUGAAAUGAUAUGCAUCAAAGGAUGUGACCUCUUAGAGGUGAAAUCUAUAGCCUGUGGUCUCCUUGGUAGAUAUGCUCAUAAUUUGAAGGAAGAAUUCUAUCCAUGGAUUUCCCAGGUUGUUUCAGUUUUAGUUCCGCUUCUUAAAUUCUAUAUCGACGAUGAUGUCAGGAACUAUGCUAAUUAUGCAUUGUCAUCCCUGUUGCCUUCUGCUAAACUGGCGGUAGAUAAAGAGAUUGCUCAAGGUGGAAACCAGUCACACUUCAAGCAGUUGUCUGGCGAUAUAAUACUGGCUUUGGGGGAUGCUUUAUAUUCAGAGCCUCAGGCAAAAAUAUGUGCAAAUAUAUUAUGGGGAUUGAAUGAAUGCCUAUUGAUCUGUGGAUCACUUCUCAUGGAAGAUCAGGUCCGUAGCAUCAUCUAUGAGAUAAAGCACGUUCUUAUGGAAAGUUCACGCAGAAAUGGAGAACUCGCAAAGAGAGCAAAAUCAGAAGACUUUGAUGCUGAGGAGGCUGAAUUGCUGAGGGCUGUAAGAGAGCUAGAAGAAGAAGUUUGCAGAAAUGUUGGUAACAUAUUGAUUACAUUGAUCCAAACAUUCAAGGCUGCUUUCUUACCUUUUUUCGAUGAGCUUUCAUCAUAUCUAUUGCCUAUGAUGGGAAAGGAUAAAACAGCUGCAGAGAGAAGUGUGUGUUUUCAUGUUUUUGACAUACUUGUGGUGUAUUGCGGCGAAGCAGCUCUAAAGUACUAUAAUAUAUAUCUUCCUUUUCUUUUGGACUCAAGUGACGACGAAAAUCCAGUUGUUAGACAGAAUGCGCUUUAUGGACUUGGGUUGUGUGCGGAACAUGGUGGUUCUGUUUUCAAACCUUUUGUUGGAGAGGCUCUUUCGAGAAUCAAUGUAGUGAUAACACAUCUACACGAUCGUGAACCUGAGAAUUUAAGUGCAUAUUAUAAUGCUGCUUUUGCGCUUGGUAAGAUAUGUCAAUUUCAUCAGGAAAGUAUCGAUUCAACACAGAUUAUUCCGGCUUGGUUGAAUUGUCUGCCCAUAAAAGAGGACACGGUUAAAGCCAAAGUAGUUCACAAACAGCUCUGUUCAAUGGUUGAAAGAUCAGACGGAGAACUUUUGGGUCCCAACUAUCAGUACCUUCCAAAGGUUAUUUCAGUUUUUGUAGAGGUUUUAUGUGUUGGAGAGAAUCUUGCUACAGAUGAAACUAAAAAAUGCAUGAUUAAUCUUUUGAGGCAUUUUCAACAAACAGUACCAGCAGCCACCUUGGCAUCAGCAUGCUCAUUGUUAUUGCCGCAGCAGGAGAUGGAAUUGGAAUCCAUUUAUCACCCGAGGAAGAUGUUAACAUUUCGACACACGCAAUGUAACUACUAGUCUUGUGAACUUGUGGAAAUCAAUUCAUUUUGGUGCUUAGUCCACUCCUCUGAUUAAACAUUGUUCAUUUUGGAAUGAGAUUUUACGUUGGGAGGCUUAGGUGUGGAGAAAUAUGAAAACCGUGCAAGGCUAGUAGUGGAAACAUGUAUCUAUGUAUAAUUGUGUACAAUAACACUGUCUUGGCUGACUCUUGCUUCAAUUAGGAAAUGGGAGGGCAGAUAAUUAUGGCUUGUUAGAGUUUGUUGCUCACAUAUACUACUGGGAGAGUUGAUUCUUGUGAAACUUUUGGUCUAGUCAUCUUAUUCAGUGCACUAUUGUUAGGUGACCGAGUGGUUUUUCUUGUUCUUACUAGUAGCAUUAAUACGUACUCUCGUACUGUUUUUAGUCUUAAGUUUCUA
Molecule: messenger RNA, 4127 nt
Organism: Nicotiana tabacum (common tobacco)
Lineage: Eukaryota; Viridiplantae; Streptophyta; Magnoliopsida; Solanales; Solanaceae
Biological process (GO): protein import into nucleus
Source: RefSeq, a predicted model, not a curated record